AUGCACAAGCACAAACCCCACGUUCCUCCCGUCCACGGCCGCUUCUCGAUCGCUUCUCCUCAUCGGCGCGGCUCCUUCAGCGGCACCGGGCCAGGCCCCGCCAGGAGGGUGUGCAUCCGCAGCUCCCAGGCACCCGCUCCCCGCAGCCUCCAUGGUCACACUCAACCGCCAUACCGUUCCCCUUCCAUCGGUCGGUCAAGCUGGCACUGGAGGGGGACGGAGCGGAGAGGACCGCCCCCACGAAUGAUUGACAGCUCUUCUCCGCGGUCAGCACCGCCGCGCUCGCGGCUGAAUGAACGGACGGCUGCGGAGCGGUCACCGGUAUCCUUCCGGGUCAGCCAGUUCCCGCCUCUCGCAUGGCAGCGUGCGGCCGCCCCAUCAUCUGCGGCGUUAUUUUUGUGCGGGGCGAGGAACUUAGUGACAACACGCAAAAUGCCAGGCGAAAUCAGCAGGCCAGGAAUGGAAGUUAGGCUUUCAGCCCCACAGGCUUGUAUUGAGAGCAUCCUGAGCAGCUGCAUCACUGCCUGGUUCGGAAAUUGCACCAUCUCGGAUUGCAAGACACUGCAACGGAUAGUGAGGUCUGCUGAAAAGAUCAUAAGGGUCUCUCUUCCUGCCAUUAUGGACAUUUACACUACACACUGCAUCAACAAAGCAAACAGCAUUAUGAAGGAGCCCACGCACCCCUCUUACAAACUCUUCGCCCUCCCGCCAUCUGGGAAAAGACACCGAAGCAUUCGAGCUCUCACGACCAGACUAUGUAACAGUUUCUUCCCCCAAGCCAUCAGACUCCUCAAUACCCAGAGUCUGGUCUGACACCAACUUACUGCCCUCUACUGUGUCUAUUGUCUUGUCUGUUAUUUAUUGUAAUGCCUGCACUAUUUUGUGCACUUUAUGCAGUCCUGGGUAGGUCUGUUGUCUAGUGUUUUUUUCUCUCUGUGUUGUUUUCAUGUAGUUCAGUGUAGUUUUUGUACCAUUUCAUGUAGCACCAUGGUCCUAAUAAAAAUAUUGUCUCAUUUUUACUGUGUACUCUACCAGCAGUUAUGGUUGAAAUGACAAUAAAAAGUGACUUGACUUGUAUAUAGUCCCUUCAACCUGGACAAACGUGAGACACAAAGUUGAAUUUACAGUGGGGAAUAUAGAAAUAGCAGAGAAAUUAAAUAAGUCAAAAUUAGGAAAUGUUGGAAGCACACAUGAUAAAGUAGCGUGAGUGGAGAAGGAAACAUGAUGUUGUAGGAUUUUCAAUGCAAGUGGAAAAGUGGGGUAAUGAGUGUGUUAAAAUUACAGAUGGGAGUUGGGUGAAGAGAACAGACAGCAUAACCGGCAGGGGGCAGACUUUGAAUUGGAAAAAUAUAGUUAAACUGACAGGUGCAUCUGUGAUUGGAGAAGCAACAUAAAAAAUGGAGGAGGAACUCAGCAGGCCAGCAGCAUUGAUAGAGGGAAUAUAGUCCAGUCUACUGACUCAAAAGCAGUUCAAAAAGCACUCUUCUGCCUCACCUGCCCAUACUUUCUUGGUCCUCACCAUUGUGUUGUGGACUUCAGUCUUUGUCUAUAUGCUGGGAGUAGAAGUACAGCCUUAUCCAAAGCAUAGGAAUGGGAUGUCGUGCUAAGUGUUCUUGAUGGUGGUAUAACAGUGGUCAAGUAAGCUACAGAGAUAGAUGAUUCAGCUUGGCCUCCUCCAGAAGUCCCCAGCAUCCCAGAUGUCAAUAUGCAGCCAAUCCGAUUCACUCCACGUGAUAUCAAGAAAUGGCUGAAAGCAAUGGAUAUGGCGAAGGCUAUGGAACAAAAUCCCAGCAAUAGUCCUGAGGACUUGUGCUCCAGAACUUGCCACACCACUAGCCAAGCUGUUUCAGUACAGCUACAACACUGGCAUCUACCCAGCAAUGUGAAAAAUUGCCCAGGCAUGUCCUGUACACAGGAAACAGGACGUUCAACCCAGCCAGUUACCGCUCUUACCAGCCUACUCUAUCAGCAAAGUAAUGGAAGAGGUCAUCCACCGUGUUACCAUACAGCCCCUACUCGGCAAUAACCUGCUUGCGGAUUCCCAGUUUGGGUUCCAUCAAGGCCACUCAGCUCCUGAUCUCAUCAUCUCUUUGGUCCAAAAUGGACCAAAGAGCUAAAUACCAGAGGUGAGGUGAGAGUGAUAGUCCUCGACAUCAAGGCAGCAUUUGACUGAGUAUGGCAUCAAGGUGCCCUAGCUAAAAUAGAGUCAAUGGGAAUUAGGGGGGAAACCUUCCACUGGUUGGAAUCAUACCUGACACAAAGGAAGAUGGUUGUGGUUAGAGGUCAAUCAUUUCAUCUUCAGGGCAUCACUGCAGAAGUUCUUCAGGGAAGUGUCCUAGGACUAACCAUCUUCAACUGCCUCAUCAAUGACCUUCCUUCUGUCAGAAGGUCAGAAGCGGGGAUGUUUGCAGAUGACUGCACAAUGUUUUGCACCAUUUGUGACUCCUCAGAUAGUGAAGCAGUUCAUUCCCAAAUGCAGCAGGACCUGGAUAAUAUCCAGACUUGGGCUGACAAGUGGCAAGUAACAUUCAAGCCAAGCAAGUGCCAGGCAUUGAUCAUCUCCAACAAGAGAGACUCUAGCCAACAUCUCUUGAUGUUCAGUGGCAUCACCAUCACUGAAUUCCCUACUAUCAAUAUCCUGGAGGUUACCAUUGACAAGAAAUUCCACUGGUCUAGCCAUAUGAACACUGGCUACCAGAGCAGGUCAAAGGCUAGGAAUCCUGCGGCGUGCAACUCAACUCCUGAUUCCCCAAAGUUUGUCCUUAGGGAUGCACUCACCUGGAUGAGUGCAGCACCAUCAACAUUCAAGAAACUUGACACUAUCCAGUACAAGGCAGCCCACUUGAUUGGUACCCCUUCCACAAGCAUCCAAUCCCUCCACCAUCAACGGAACAGUUUCAGCAGUGUGUACUAUCUACAAGAUGCACUGCAACAACACACCAAAGUUCCUAAGGCAGCACCUUCCAGACCCACGGC
Molecule: messenger RNA, 2976 nt
Organism: Hypanus sabinus (Atlantic stingray)
Lineage: Eukaryota; Metazoa; Chordata; Chondrichthyes; Myliobatiformes; Dasyatidae
Exons: 2
Coding region: 1-813 (270 amino acids)
Source: RefSeq, a predicted model, not a curated record